This is a messenger RNA of Funneliformis caledonium, 641 nucleotides long. NCBI's taxonomy places the organism in Eukaryota, Fungi, Glomeromycota, Glomeromycetes, Glomerales, Glomeraceae. The record is from the annotation of a GenBank genome assembly.
AUGGGGAUAUCUCCUCCGAUGGUUUUGAGUCCUGUUGCAUCACUUGCCGAGCCACCGGUUGUUCCAUCUUCUGGUUAUUAUAAUACUAAUAACUUCAAUCCCAAUAUGAUGGAAUUCACACAAAAUAGUCAAAUUUAUUUGGGAGAAUGGGAUGUGGUCGGAGUUGGGAAUUCACAUCAUCAAAUCCCAACAACUGGUUCGUCCCCUUCUCCCUCUACAAUAAAUCAUAAUCAAACCAGUGCGAAUGUAUCUGUGCUUGGAAAUUCCACAUCUCCGAAUCAUCCAAAUUCUCCUCCGGGUUCUAAUGGAAAUCCCACAUCGAUUCAUCAGGAUCAGUCAUCUAAUUAUUUAUCUUAUCCUAUGAAUGAUGAUCAAAAUACUUCCAACCUUUUUAUAAACGGUAGUCAUGCCAUGAUAAAUGGUAACACUGUUCAGGAUUUGGGAGCUUUGGGACAAAAUAACGUAGAUGGAACAAAUAUUAACAUUAACGGAAAUAACAUUGACAAUAAUAAUUCUCCACAUCAUCAAAUGAUGGUGCCACCUCAUCCCCAUCACCCAAUGCUAAUUCAACCGGCAAGUCAUUCUCAAUCAUUUUCAAAUUCCUCAACAUCACAUCAUGUGUGGGUUCAACAGCAGCAAUG